ACAUAGUUUAUAUGUAUGUACUAUAGACAUAGACAACUAUAGCGAGAAUUAUGGCUGGUUGUAUGUGCAUGGUCAGAACUUACGUACAAUACAGCCAAUACAGUUUAUCAAAAUCAAAGCCAUUGAUAGAUAUUAUCUGGAGAGAACAAUGUGUGAAUUAUCUUUUACAAACUCUAAGAGCAUCCCAGAUGCAACAUCAAUUUUACCAUACCACGCCAGCCUUUUUCAAGAAAAGAAAAACCACCAGUGAAAAGAAACUAGUAUUUGUGGAAGAGAUGUUAUAUGACGGUACCCUCAAGAGAAUUACUAAAAAAUCGGUGCCAGCCGUAGAUAUGUGGGUUGGAAUGACAGUUACAGAAUUAGCAGAAUCGGCUAAGAGAAAUGUUCAGGAUGUUAUAGAAGUUCUUUAUCGUGUACAAAGAACUGAUUCUUUCCAGAAAGAUAGUGUUCUCUCAGAUAUUGGAACAUUAACUGCAGCAGCAAAAAGACUUGGAUACAAAUCUAACUUUAUAUCAAAACAUGUAGAGAAGGAUGUGAAAUUUAAAGAUAUUACCAGACGACCUCCACCUGAUGAAUCUAAAUUAGUGCCGAGACAUCCAGUUGUAACAAUAAUGGGUCAUGUCGAUCAUGGCAAGACAACUUUAUUAGAUGCAUUACGACAUUCAUCAAUCGUGGAUUCGGAGUUCGGUGGAAUUACUCAACACAUAGGUGCCUUCGAUGUAACAUUGGAGUCGGGAGAGCGAGUGACUUUUUUGGAUACACCUGGGCAUGCAGCUUUCACAGCUAUGCGUUACAGAGGGGCUCAUGUAACAGAUAUCGUGGUAUUAGUAGUAGCGGCGGACGACGGUGUAAAGGAUCAAACUUUGCAAAGCAUAAGGAUGGCAAAAAAUGCUAAAGUUCCAAUUAUCGUGGCUAUUAACAAAAUCGAUAAGCCCAACGCUAAUAUUAAGAAAACACAAGAAGAACUUGCGGAACAGGACAUCGUGGUCGAAGAACUCGGCGGUGAUGUUCAGUGUGUGAAAAUAUCUGCUUUGAAGGGAACUAAUUUAAAAGAAUUAACUGAAGCCAUAAUUGUGCAAGCUGAGAUAAUGAAUUUAAGGGGAGAUCCUUCGGGUUUGGUAGAAGGUGUCGCUAUCGAAUGCAGUAGUCACAUUCAUCGCGGGAAAUUAGUCACGGCUUUAAUCCAACGUGGCACUCUAAAGAAAGGAUCUUUAUUAGUUUCUGGGAUUGCAUUUGCAAAAGUAAGAGCUAUGUUCAACGAAUCCGGCCAUCCCGUUUUAGAGGCGAAGCCAUCAGAGGCAAUACAAAUCAUUGGGUGGAGAUCUCUACCCGAUGUUGGAGACGAAAUAUUGGAAGUGGAGAACGAUCGAGUAUUGCAAGAAGUUUUAAAAUUCCGAGAGAAAAAACGUGACGAAGCUUUAGCCAUUAAGCAUCAGAACGUUGCCGAUAAAAAGCACAACGAACAUCUUAUUGACUAUAAAAGGAUAUUAGGGAUAAGGAGAUUAUUCGGCAGAAAUAGAGAAGUGAUAAAGAUGGCAGAGGAAAAGUUGGCCGAGGACAAAAAGAAACGCACAAUUGUAGAUACAACUCCUGCGAUUAACGUUAUCUUAAAAGGAGACGUCGCGGGAAGUGUGGAAGCGUUGUUAGAUAUUUUUGAUACCUAUACAUCCGACGAAAUAUGUCGUUUAAAUAUAGUUCACUAUGGUGUUGGACAUGUUACCGAGUCAGAUAUAGAAUUAGCAGAAACAUUUAAUGCGAUCGUCUAUGCCUUCAAUGUAAAUAUAAAUAAGCAAAUAGAAGCGGAAGUUAAGAAAAAGGAUGUGACUGUUUGUUUUUAUAAUAUAGUGUACAAACUUAUUGAUGAUGUUAAGAAACGAAUCAACAGCGUACUGCCGGAAGUUGAGGUCGAGGAAAUACUAGGUGAGGCAAGGGUGUUGCAGCAAUUUGAAAUAAAGGAUCGAAACAAGAGGGUGACCGUUGCAGGUUGCCGUUGUACAAGCGGUAUUCUCUUGAGAUCAGAAAUGUACCACGUAAUAAGAAAGAACGAAAAAAUUUAUACAGGGAAAUUGGUAUCGAUGAGGCACUUAAAGGAGGAAAUGCCAUCGAUAGAAAUUAAUCUCGAGUGUGGCCUUAGAUUCGAAGAUCCGAUAUCAUUCCAACCCGGGGACGUUGUUGUUUGUUUUACAUUAAAUAGGCAGAAACAAACGAUCGACUGGGAUCCUGGAUUUUAAUCAGAUGUCAUUGUAUUUAAAAACAUACAAAAUAAUAAAUCCACAAAUACAAAAUUAAAAGUACACAACGUAAAA
Molecule: messenger RNA, 2306 nt
Organism: Ceratina calcarata
Lineage: Eukaryota; Metazoa; Arthropoda; Insecta; Hymenoptera; Apidae
Gene: mIF2
Product: mitochondrial translation initiation factor 2
Exons: 11
Coding region: 51-2231 (726 amino acids)
Biological process (GO): translational initiation
Cellular component (GO): cytoplasm
Molecular function (GO): GTPase activity; translation initiation factor activity; GTP binding
Source: RefSeq, a predicted model, not a curated record